GGGAAAUUGAUAAGCAUGACUGGCUGGCUGGUUCCGUGGGUAAUGAGGACCUCACCACCCAUGUGAGAGCUGUGAACAGCCGCACACAUCUGUAACUCCAGCACUCCAGCACAGGGGGUGUAGAGACAGAUCCCAGGGGCUUGCUGGACAGUCAGCCUACCCAAAAUGGUGAGCCCUAGGUUCAGUCAGAGACCCUUUCUAAGAAGUACACUAGGUUACAAAAUAUGGCCACCCUAAAAAACCCAGGCUGUUUAUCCCACCGCUCUCCAGUCAGCUGACUUCCCCCUCAGAGCGAGGCCUCCACAGCCACAGGGCUGCCUUCCUCACAGGGCCGAGUAGCCCUGGUUUGCACACCUACUCCUAUCAGCUGUGUGUCCCUAAGCCCACCUCUGUGUCUGGAGUAAGGCAGAGGCCUCAUGUGGGCCUGGUGACAGCUCUGUUUACCUAGCCACAGCCUAACCUGGGCCCAUCCCAGUUCACUGUGAGUCAGCUGAACAAGGGGCGGGCACCACCUUCCCGGAGCAGGGAUCCAACUGGAACACAGGCCACCAGCACAUCCCGAGAGACUCUGCAGUGGCCGGAGACGGAUACAGAGCAUCUGGCCAGCAGGGUUUUUCGAGGAGCAGGUAUGUCUGUCCUGUACCCAUCUCUGGAGGACCUGAAGGUGGGCCAAGUCAUCCAGGCCCAAGCCAGAGCCACACCCAGGAUGCCCACGCCAUCAACCUCCAUGGCUUCUGCACCCCCACUUUCAGAGUUGUACCCAAAUUUGGCAGAACUGGAGAGUUACAUGGGGCUGUCCCUCUCUAGCCAAGAAGUCCAGAAGAGCCUGCCUCAGAUUCCAGAUGGUGACAAUAUGAUGGUCACUAGCCCUGGGCCUGGUCAGGUGGUAGCACCAGUCUCUGGGAACAACCUGGGUGUGUUGCGUGCAGAGAUCAAGCCCGGAGUGCGUGAGAUCCAUCUGUGCAAGGACGAGCGUGGCAAGACUGGACUACGUCUGCAGACUGUUGACAAGGGGCUCUUUGUGCAGCUGGUUCAGGCCAACACCCCCGCAUCCCUCGUGGGGUUGCGCUUUGGGGACCAGAUCCUGCAGAUUGAUGGGUGUGACUGUGCGGGGUGGAGCACACACAAAGCUCACAAAGCCUUGAAGAAGGCAUCGGCCGAGAAGAUCAUCAUGAUUGUGCGGGACAGGCCAUUCCAGCGGACGGUCACGAUGCACAAGGACAGCUCAGGCCAAGUUGGCUUUUUCAUCAAGAAGGGGAAGAUUGUAUCUGUGGUAAAGGGAAGCUCCGCAGCCCGGAAUGGACUUCUCACCAACCACUAUGUGUGUGAGGUGAACGGACAGAACGUGAUUGGGCUGAAGGACAAAAAGAUUACAGAGAUCCUGACCACAGCUGGAAACAUCAUCACACUGACCCUCAUUCCUACUGUGAUCUAUGAGCAUAUGGUCAAAAAGUUGUCUCCGUUGCUGCUGCAGCACACCAUGGACCACUCCAUUCCAGACAUCUGAAGUCACAGGGCAGCCCAGGCCUCCCACCAUUCUGCAGCGAAGAUGGCAACAGUUGCAGAUGGCUUGCUGCUCGGGUCUGGGCGUUUCAGGGGCAUGUCCCAGGGGGAUAUAUAGUGGAUGAGUCUGUCAUUGCUGUUUCCUGACUCCUUGGAUCCUGAUUCCUAGGCACUUGGUUCUCUGUGCUCCAGAUGCUGGGCACUUAGGCAGAACAGCAGAAUGUCACUGAGUGCUGCUGGGUCCCUUUGCAGAAUUUUGCCUCUUCUAGAAGUCAGUCACUUGACAGAGGAAUUCCUUGUGUGUUGCCUUCAUUGAUCUUUAUCACAGAUGUGUAUAGAUCACUUGUGUAAAGUAACCCUUGACUGUCUAUAGGUUAGUUGUGACCCUUGACUGUCUGUCUGUAGGUUAGUUGUGACCCUUGACUGUCUGUCUGUAGGUAGUUGUGACCCUUGACUAUCUGUCUGUAAGUUAGUUGUGACCCUUGACUGUCUGUUGUAGGUUAGUUGUGACCCUUGGCUGUCUGUCUGUAGGUUAGUUGUGAACCUUGACUGUCUUUGCAUAAAGACUGGAUUUAUAAACACAGCAACUUCCAUUAAAGUUCCUGGAAAUUCCAGAAUCCCAGGUCCCAUGACAUGGGACAUGACAAGGCUGCUUUUCCUUUGGACAGUGACCAGGCCAUGGCAUUAUCUGUGUCUCUGAGAGCAGCAGUCUGUGUGUUGUGGCAUGCUUGCCAGUCUGUCAUAGGAUGUUGGCGCUGAGGGUCAGGUGGCUGUGGAAUGGCAGGGACAGGCUGAUUUUGGGACCCUGCUUGAAUGGGCAUGGUUGUUUUUGUAGCCACAGAAUGGGCCAAAGAAGCCAUUUCAGGACGGCUGGGCAGGAUGUGACCUGGGACCAGGGUGGGAAUUCUAGAUCCUGUACCUAACCCCCUAGAUGGGCAGAGAGGCCUGAGUCCUACACAUCAGGGCCUGAGCCAGCCACUAGCUGGUUCCAUCUGUGUUGGGUGCCAUGGUGAGCUUCUCACCCACCCUAGCCCACUUAGAGAAAUGACACAGUACAAAGACACCAGGCUGAGGGGCUGUGUGUGUCUUCAUGCUUUAAUUCAGAGCUGUCUGCUACAGGCACAACUCUGUCUGAACAAAAAGACAAAGGAGACCGAGAGUCAGGACCCCACCCCACAGCCCCCCUCCUGUGUCCCCUGUGAGAGUGCAUGGUGGCCUGUUUGUGUUGUCAUCUAGUUCAGAGGGGACUGAGUUCCCUGGUGGGGGCCCCUCAAUCGCUUUUGGCCCUAGAGCCUGGGAUCUGCUGUCUGCUGUCUGCGCAGGUGAGAAGGGGUCUCAGUGAAAAGCUAUGGAUGCUACCUGCUUGAAGGCAUAGGUCACGAACUCUGCUCAAGGCUGCCUCGGUUCAGAAGUCCUCACUGAGCCCUUACAGAGGGCUCCAGAACUAAGGAGCCAGGAUUUCAAGCCACUCUGCUCCGAGGGCUCAGUAGUUAGAGAAGGUAGUUCCUGGGGACACUUCCUCAAGACCUUGUCAGCUCUGACUGGAGGCAGGGGACAGGAGCACCCUAAACAUUUCUGCUCCAGGAGCCAAGGGCAAGAGGGCAAAUCGCAGCCUAUGGGGGUGGCCAACUGGAAGGAAAGGGGGGAGCUUUGGGAACGAGCAUCUACGAGGGAGCCUGGCCCAGUCCCAACUUGCUCUCAGCCCCAACUUGCUCUCAGCCCCCUUCUCCACGUCUGGAACCAGCAGGCUGCUGAAGUGUCUACUUCCAAGCCCACCUCCUGGCAUCGCAGCCCCUUUUUGCAGAUACGUGACUCUGAGCUUAUAUACACUUGGGAGCAGGGCCUGUACACCAGCCUGCAGGGAUCCAGGCUCACCCAAGGACUGGGUAAUCUGCUCACUCCACUGGCAAGGAGCAGAGCCCUUCUGAUAGGCAGAACUCCCAGAAGAGGACCCCUGCGAGGCGGGGCUAGGGUCGGAGCAGGAGCAGCGAGGACGGUCAGUUUCACUUACUGCCUCUACAGACCCGGGCACUUUGCAAUGGCUUCUCCAGCAGCAGGAACAGAGUGGACCGCAGUUCUAACCCUGCCCAAGUUCACCAAAAACACGAGACACGACAAGAAGGCCCAGACAGCAAGACAUGGAACAGAGAGGGGCUGUGAAGUUGGACUAA
Messenger RNA from Alexandromys fortis (reed vole), 3674 nucleotides. It is a transcript of the gene Sdcbp2, whose product is annotated as syndecan binding protein 2. Bases 629 to 1507 code for a protein of 292 amino acids. Gene Ontology annotation, molecular function: protein binding. The record is from RefSeq and is a predicted model, not a curated record. Lineage: Eukaryota; Metazoa; Chordata; Mammalia; Rodentia; Cricetidae. Gene Ontology annotation, cellular component: plasma membrane; cytoplasm. The transcript is spliced from 9 exons.